Pocillopora meandrina is the source of this 7378-nucleotide messenger RNA. The record is from the annotation of a GenBank genome assembly. Lineage: Eukaryota; Metazoa; Cnidaria; Anthozoa; Scleractinia; Pocilloporidae.
AUGAACUGCAAUGAGAAAGAACUGAAGGCCAAACUGCACAACAACAGGGCUAUUGCACAUUUUAAACUUGGUAAGAUGAUGAGAGCUUUAAUAUGCAUUUUUUUUUUCUAUUUUGAAGCUAUUGAGUUGUCAGUAGUAGUUGUCUGAAAAGGUGAUAAUUUUGAAUGCAUGCCCGGAAAAAUUUACAUCUUAUCUUGGCCUCUCAAAUAUACAAAGAAGUAACCUCUUACCCCAGAUAUCAAUGAGCAUCACAAGUUUUUCCCAAAAUUAUAGUAAUGGUAGUUGGUUUGCAACAUGUAUGGCUAAUCAGAGAUAUUUAUUUCAAUAACAGGAAAUCACCAGAAUUCACUAAGGGAUGCAGAAGCAGCCAUUGAGUUAAAUCCAACUUUCCUUAAGGCAAUUGUGAGAGGUUAGAUAUGUUAGCUGUGCUAUAAUAAUAAUAAUAAAAAAAACUCAACACUCUAAGGUUAAAUGAGGUUAAAUGGAGUUCAAUCUUGUCUCAAUUGACUUUAAUUAAGAGGUCGAGACCACCCUGAUGUACAUUUGAAUCCAGCUCUUGACUGCUACGCCAUUACUUUCCAUUAAUCAUGAUAAGAAUAUUAUUUUGAACGGGAUGAAGAACUCAAUGCGGAAUGCAAAGCAAAUUUCAGCAUGAAUAUUUUAGUUAAUAAGUCCAAUGAGUCACAGGUGUAAGAUAUGUUAAGAGCGUGUCCACGAGAGCACCAGGCAGUCGUGCUACAAGCCAUCUCACCGAUUUCCAUGAAACUUUGGCAGUUUAAAGGGUCUACCCCAAAACUCAAAGAGAAAAACUGGUUUCUGUUUUGGUUCUUCCGGGGGGGAGAUAGACCACCCCCGGUUUUUCUUGGUUUUCACCAUGGAAAUCGCUUCAAAUAGGUAAAAUGUAUGAAGCUCUCACGGCGAUGGUGUCUAACCGAUUACUUUGAGGAUUUGCACACAUAUUUUUACAUCCUUAGUUAAUGUCUGCUGCGAGUAUCAGUCAGUUUGAUUGACGGCUUGUCAAUCAACAGAGGCAAAUAUACGGUUUUGGUUUUAGACUUUUCGAUUCAUCCAAAUAUUUGACAACUUUGAGGUCCCGUUGCCAGAAAGCUACAACACUAAUUCUAAUUCCCCUUUAUAACCCAUCAUUUCAUCUCUGAAAAUCAUCAAAAAAAUCUUUGGGCACUACCAUAUUUUUGUCUUGGAUGCCUUUUAAAAUCUGCGACUGUGACAAGUUUCUCUCAACUACACCUGUCACGCAAUUCUUGCUCUAGGCGGUCACUUGACAAAAUAAACCUACAUUUUUUAGCUCUUUAUACAAGAUGAUUGAUCAAGAAAGGUGAAAAAUGUGAAAAACUUUCGAUAUUUUUCGUAGUAAUGGAAAAUUUCACGUUUAGAGAGAUGCAUGUAAACGAAAAAUAAAUGGGAAAAUCGAAGCGUUUCUUUCUUCAGUCGUUUAUUACUUUGAAGAUUUGCUAAAAUCAGCAGAUAUGGCUUUUGUACGGCUCAAAACAUUCAUUAGUCUAUAAUAUGAUUGUUAAUCAUCAUCAUUGCUCAUUUUAUUUCAUGCUGCGUGUUGGUUGAUAUUGCUAAUUGUUCCAGUAUGCUACAACUUCGGCUUUUACAGACGAGAAAUUCUGCACUCUCGCUCGAGAGCAAAUAUCAAUAGUUCUAUCGGACUAAAAACUGUGCCUCUAUCCCGAAAAUAAAAUUAAAAUAGUGUUGUCGUCGUCACUUACCACCAUCGAACAUUUCCAUGCAGAACUCCGCUAAGCUAACAUCUGUUGUGUGACCCGAAGACUCUUAGUAGGAAUUAUUCAAGCGCGUUGUUCAUGCUGUCUGCUAGAUAACAAUUUCAGAACAAUCUGCAGAUCUCUAUGAUUAUUUGCCUGCUUCGACCGUAAAAUAUCUGCAUAUUUAUCAAUAAACCAAUUUUUGUUACGGCAGAUAACCGGCUUAAGUAUCGAGCGAUUUGCUGCUGUAUCGGUCUGUCUUAGACAACAUUUCUGGCUGGUGUCGUCUCUUAAACUCGAUAUUUGGGAAAUCACAUUAGAGGCGGUUGCCUUACUAGUUUCCUUCCUUGUCCAGCACACGUCUAGGAGAUAAUUGUCUGCUUUCUGAGAAAAGGUGGCUGUUUUUUGUGUUUUCCAAAGAGCCCAUCCAAAGUCUUCUUGGCUAGUUAGGGAUUGUUCGUCAGACUUUUUACCUGAGGUCCGACCUCGAACGUAGCCGUCCCCUAUAGAAUGGCAAGCCGGUCUUAAUCCAUUUUGCUCUUGAUCUUAUCCUAGGCGGAAUUUUUUUGUCGGCUUCACUGUGUUUGUCUUUGUCAGGGUACAUUUGGAUGGCAGCCAAUGACUGAAAGGUCCUGAUACAUCCUUCUUUUAGCAAGAAUAUCUCGCUUUCUUGUUCCGUCUAUGACGGAUUGGGUAUAGUUCUCGCGAUGACCCGCGUUCAGAAAUCUGUGUACGUUGCUGAUAACCAUCCGCUUCUACGACUAGUUUGCUGAAGGUUUCUAAUGUGAUGAGCCUAGUGAGACCCUGAGGUGCUUCAAACUGUGCCAGUUGGUCUGCGCUAUAAACUUGUCGCAGUUCUUAAGUCAGAGGGAGGAUCGCCCACCUUUAUCUAUGUGAGCGCCUCCAUAGUACCUGCGUAUCCCUAGCAAUCAUAUGAUAUGAAGUUCAUCUCAGUCACAAAUCACCAGUUAGGAAAACUGAUGUUCAGAUAAGCGCUCUUCUUGCCCUUCUUCCUUAUUCAUUGUCGACUCUAAGAUAGCAGCUACAGUACGCAUUCUAUUUAGGUUUACAGUCACCUUUCCGCCACCAGAAAGACUCGCCACCAGCUUUGAUUUCUUCUGCCAUCUGCAGAUUCAUCUCUCUCUCACUUUCUCUUGUCUCCGAUUUUUAUGAGGAGGAUACUGGCAUUUACGAACGCGAAGGUCUGAAUCUGACACCAAGUUGUGCACGAUAUUUGAGGUGCCUUCGUAAUCUCCAAAUAAGCCAAUACGCGCUAGAAUAAGCUUCAUCUCGGACGAAACGCCUGUUUGGGAUACAUCGACGUCUCUCAAAUGUUUUUUUUAAAGCUGCAUACCCACGAAUUUAGAGGUGUGAGCUGUUACCGUCCCUGGCCAGCGCGAGAAAAGUAACAUUUGGUUGUACAGUUAGUUGCCAAUGAACAAGACAACUGCACCAUCUUGACUUACCAAUUUGAGUGUUAGAUUGAAUUGAGGGCUUUUUAGACACUCGAUUUCUUAUAUGGCAUCAUUAUGAAGACGUAAUACAACUGAUACACCUACACUACAUAGGAUUAACAAUGUCUGUUGCGCUGUUGUGAGAAGGAGGAAAAUAUUACCGGAAGUGAACGCUCUUUUUAAAAAGAGUUUCAGAGACGUUUCAGAGAUGUCCAUCUUUGAUCGGCUGUCACAAAAAAAUGACCCCCACUUAAAUUUACUAGGAAAAAUGAACUUACCAACUCCUUGUUGAAAAAAUUGGAAUUCAUUUGACCGAUACGCCGGUUGUUUCAAUUUUUCUUUUUCCUCGGGCUGCUAUGAAACAGUUCAUAAGUGACUAAUGAAUAAAGUGUUUUGAAAUACCGUUCGGGAUUUGCCUUUUUUUCUGCGUGCAACUCAAGGAUAGACAAAGUUUUUAAAACAUUUGAUUAGAAUUUCAUGGAGUUCACCUCGAUUAUUCUCGUCGGCCAGAGUCAAGACGCGCCAAGCUGAGCGACAUCGCCCUCCAGUAAAAAAUUUUCCAAAGAAUAAACGUGGUGAGCGUGAGGAAACGCACACUUUUUUUCAUCAUUGUGAUCAAAGCCCAAUGAUAUACCUAAAUUGGUACUUACGGUAUCAAACCAUUGAUUAUGAUAGGGUGAGCUGAGUUUUUCUGUCGAGGUCGACGUGACUUCAUAUUAAAAGCAUUUUUGACGGAACAAACUACACUGCACGAACCUGAGAAACUACCACUACAUGAACUGAGAAAGUAAAAACUUGUGUUUAUCUCCCACGCGUUUCGUUUGACAAUAGUAGACUUCAUCAAGGAUUUUUUUCAAGUAGGGUAAAUAAACUUGCUCAUAAACAAAUAGUAAAUAAGUUGUGUCUUUAUUAUUGAAGUCAGUGGAUAGAAUACGCCAGGUGCGCCUACGGUGUUAUACAUGAGUGACAUUUUCCGGACGUUACACGUACGAGUACGUGAUCCGUUUAAGGGUCACAGAUUGAGUGUAAAUAUUUCACUCCUCAACAUCACCCAAUGUCUCUAGUUUACAGAGGUCUUAGAACGUUUCAUUAUAUGGAGUUGCCUUCUGCGGGUAGAAGGCUACCAGCGAAUUUUUCAGGCGUAAUUGCCUUUGAUUUCUCAAUUGAUGUUGUCGCAAACACAGUUUUUGGGAGUCACGAGACAAAAGAACUUAUCAGGACCUAGUUUCAUGUUCUAAUGGAAAUAAAUAGCUAAUAAAAACACAUUUUCUUGAGAAAUAAAGUCACAAAUGACGGGGGUUCUCUGAAACAAAUAGUGAUAGAAGAGGAUUUCAGUUCUGGUCAAUAUUGACUUUUCAUGGCCUACUUCCAAAUCUGAGAGAACGUGCUGUGGGAAUAAAAAAAACAUAAAUGUGUGAUAAUGCAAGCAAGAGAAUGAAAAUACAAAUAAAGAAAAAGGAGAAAACAUUGGAACCCGUGUUGCAGCGUGCAGAUAUCUUUUGAACCAGACGUACACACAUAAGCCCGACACCAGCCAGAGAAACUCGAAAGAGUCCUGUAUAUGAACUAGCUCGCACGUGCACGUAGGAAAGGCCAUGACAAUCAGCGAAAAUAAUAGCAAAUGCAGAUGAUAUUUGCAGUCAAAAAACAGGAAAAUAAGAUAACAGAAGGAUUAGGAACUUUCUAGAAGUGUCUUCUUGAAAAAAAAAAGAUGAACAAUUUUUACUUCUCGUGAAAGGUCACGCAGUAACCCUACAAAUACUAUUCCUAUACGUGGAAUUUCUUGAUGGUGGAAAGUGGAAAAAACAUUUUCCAGUCUUAUUUUCUGGAAACGUGGCGUAGUUAUUGAAUUUAUGGGGCUAUUGAUAUUUCCUAGUAACAAAUAAAGGGGGCAGAGUUUCCCGUCAUUCGCGGUAUGGAAAAGCCGAAGUUGUUACACUCGGGAACUUGUCCGUCAACAAGCAGGCGACAUGUGACUUUAAAAUCUCCUCUCCUGUUACAGUUUCCUUAUUGUAAACUGUGCAAUAAUGAUAAUAAACGAUCAAUAGACGGUCCUGAUUUUAGCAAAUCAUCAAAGUAACAAACGACUGAAGAGAGAAACGCUACGAUUUUCCCAUUGAUUUUCCGUCAACAUGCAUCUCUGUAAACGUGAAAUUUUCCAUUCCUACAAAAAAUAUCGAAAGUUUUUCACAGUUUUCACCUUUCUUGACCAAUCAACUUGUAUAAAGAGCUAAAAAAUGUAGGUUUAUUUUGUCAAGUGACCGCCUAGAGCAAGAAUUGCGUGACAGGUGUAGUUGAGAGAAACUUGUCACAGUCGCAGAUUUUAAAAGGCAUCCAAGACAAAAAUACGGUAGUGCCCAAAGAUUUUUUUGAUGAUUUUCAGAGAUGAAAUGAUGGGUUAUUAGGGUAAUUAAGAUUAGUGUUGUAGCUUUCUGGCAACGGGAGAUAUUUGACCUCAAAGUUGUCAAAUAUUUGGAUGAAUCGAAAAGUCUAAAACCAAAGUUGUAUAUUUGCCUCUGUUGAUUGACAAGCCGUUAAUCAAACUGACUAAUACUCGCAGCAGACAUUAACUAAGGAUGUAAAAAUAUGUGUGCAAAUCCUCAAAGUAAUCGGUUAGACACCAUCGCCGUGAGAGCUUCAUACAUUUUACCUAUUUGAAGCGAUUUCCUAGGUGAAAACCAAGAAAAACCGGGGGGUGGUCUAUCCCCACCCGGAAAAAACCAAAACAGAAACCAGAUUGUUUUUUUGAGUUUUGGGGUAGUCCCUUUAAACUGACAAAGUUUCUUUGAAAUCGGUGAGAUGGCAUGUAGCGCGACUACCCGGUGCUCUCGUGGACGCGCUCUAAAGUCACUCUCUAGCUGUUUUAAAAAGAAGGAUCAGGACUUACCUAACUUUUAAUGUUUUUGUGGGAGUUGUUGAUCCCAAUUUAAGUGUUCUUAGAAGUUUCAGUUAUCUGUAAAGCUAAAUAAAUCUAACUGAAACCUAAUAGGGCCUGUUUAUUCUUUUCCGUUUAGUUUUUUUGUAUUGUUUUGUUUUGUCUUUCUUUUUUUCUUCUGGUCUGUAAUGAUUUCAAUGGUUUCAGGUUCUUUUCUCAGAAUUGAGCUACAGUAAUAGUGUGCUUCUUUGUGUUGUUGCCUACAGGAGCCACUGCUUGUGUUGAAUUGAAGAGAUUUGAAGAAGCAAUCACUUGGUGUGAUAAGGGACUAGCUGUAUCCUUUGAAGGAAUCUUUCAUUUUAACCGUGAGUAUAAUGGAAAAAGUUUCCAUAAUAUGAUGUUUCAAGGGAGGAAAUACAAAGAAGGGUAUUAAUUAUGAUGGGAACUUGUCAGCUCAUAUACUUUAGGUGAGUGUGAUUAAAAACAUAGGAGAAGUUAUUACCUCAUGGCUAAUGAAAUUACUCCUUUUAGCCAAUUUGACUUAGUUCUACUAUCCAUGCCAAUAACUGGUACAUUAGUUUAAAUAACCUUUUAAUUUCCCAGACCAAAUUUGUAAUUAUCCUUACUGUCAACCAUACAAUUCUUGUGACGUUAGUACACAGAAUUCAGUAUUGCAUCAACUAACUAUUUUUAAAUUUAUAUAUAUUUUUUUUACUCUCAACACUUAUCUGAUUGAUAUUUUAUUGCUAUUGUAAGGAAAAAUUCUCUUUUGGUCACUCACGGGAGUUAAAGGGUUAGAAGACUAAUAUUCAUCCAGUUUAUUCAUGGUACUUGGGUAGAUGAUCUCUCUAAAACAAGCCAGAACAAAAAGCUCUGCAAUGUUUACAUAUCUUAUGCAGAUUUUCUUGCCUGCGACCUUUUUCUACAACUUAGAGACUCAGAAACUUUCGUUGUGCUUUCCUAUGGACAAAUAACAAUUUUAAAGACAUCCAUUUGUGUUGUAGACUCAUUUCUUCCACUGCUGUAAAACAUUUGUCUCAUAUUAAAGCUAUAUUAAUGAAAAAAUUGAGCAAGUGCUGCUCAGUUUUUGGAAACUAGGGAUUAAAUCUAGAUAUUUCGCGUUACAUUUUGAGGCUGCACACAGAAAAAACAUUUUUUGAAGUGUAGACUUACUUCAUUACUGACUUUAAGACUGAAUGUUGAUAAAUCAUCUACCUUUCAUGCAAAGCCCUCCUAAUGGGCCAUUUUAUAGUUGUGUACUUAGUUGCCAUGCCUUUGAUUUGGAGUGAGGCUGAAGGUGACCUUGUUGCGAUAGAGAC